GGGAGUAGCUGGAGGAGGAGGAGAUCCUCAACUUGGGCUCCGGAGUCGGCGCUCCUCCCGGUGCGGAGCAGUAGUCAGGUCUCCGCCGGACCGACAUGCACCAUCCGCGCGCGCGGCAGUGAGCGGGGCGAGCGUGCAAGAUGCAGGCGGAGGACAUGGAGGUACCAAUCAUUAGUAACCUUAACGAUAACGGCGACAGGCAGAGGCCGAAAGGGAAAGAUGUGUUCAAGGAUCAGCAGAAGGAGUCGGAGAGCUCCAUGGAGUCGCCCAACCUGGAGUUCGAGUACGGGGACACGGACACGCUCACCGCCGAGCUUUCAGAGCUCUACAGCUACACGGAGGAGCCGGAGUUUGCCCUGAACAGAGACUACUUUGAGGAGGACUUCAAGAGCCACGCUCGGGGCAGGAGGUGGAUCGAGCUGACGCUGGAGGAACAGAGGGCGUACGUGAUGAGGCUGCUGGACGCGCUGGAGGUGACGGACCGAGACAAGAGGCUGAAGGUGGCCCGGGCCAUCCUCUACCUGGCCCAAGGAGUGUUUGAUGAGUGCGACACUGAGGUGGAUGUGCUCCACUGGUCCAGACACAACGUCUUCCUGCUCUACGACAUGGGCAUCUUCACGGCGCUGCUGGAGCUGCUCAGCAUGGAGAUAGAUAACAGCCAGGCGUGCAGCAGUGCCGUGAGGAAGCCUGCCAUCUCUCUUGCAGACAGCACAGAGCUCAGGGUGUUGCUCAGCAUCAUGUACCUGAUGAUGGAGACUGUCCGGGUUCAGACUGAAGACGACAGACCCGAGUGGACGGCGGCCAGAGAGACCUUCAAGAAUGAGCUGGGUUCUCCCCUGUAUAACGGAGAGCCUUUCGCCCUGCUCCUCUUCACAAUGGUGACCAAAUUCUGCAGCAUGAACGCGCCGCACUUCCCCAUGAAGAAGGUCCUGCUGCUGCUCUGGAAGACCGUACUGUUCACGCUGGGCGGCUUCGAGGAGCUCCAGGAGAUGAAGGUGGGCAGCCGGCGCCGCCUGGACCUGCCGCCGCUGCCGGAGGACAGCAUCAAGGUGGUCCGGGCCAUGCGGGCGGCCUCGCCCCCGGCCUCCGCCAUGGAGCUCAUCGAGCAGCAGCAGCAGCAGAAGAGGGGCCGGCGCAGUCGCAGGAGUGCCUUUGUUGAUAGCUUGGAAGGAGACAGUCCCUAUCCCAAGAAGCAGCCCCUGGUCAAGCAGGACAGCCUGGACACGUACAACGAGCGCGACCCCUUCAAGAACGACGACGCCCGCGACGAGGAGGAGGACCCCGAGGACGGCGACAGCGGCAUCGAGGGCGAGGUGGACCCCCUGGACCGCGACGUCAUCAUCCAGCCGCCGCCGCCGCCGCCCCUCCUCAGGCCGCCGGCGGAGCGGGUCAACUUCCCCAAGGGCCUCCCCUGGGCCCCCAAAGUCAGGGAGAAGGACAUCGAGCACUUCCUGGAGACCAGCAGGAACAAGUUCAUCGGUUUCACUCUGGGAAACGACACAGAGACCCUGGUGGGUUUGCCCAGACCCAUCCACGAGAGCGUCAAGACUCUCAAACAGCACAAAUAUGUGUCUAUUGCUGAAAUCCAGAUUAAGAGGGAAGAGGAGCUACAGCAAUGUCCAAUGACUUUGGGGGAGGAGGAGGUGGAGGAGACUCCAGCAGAGGCUCUGUACCUGGGCAUGCUUCCUAACCUCUCUCAGUACGUGAUUGCCCUGUUGAAGCUGUUGUUGGCUGCCGCUCCGACCUCCAAAGCCAAAACCGACUCUAUCAACAUCUUGGCCGACGUGCUGCCUGAGGAGAUGCCUAUCACUGUCCUUCAAAGCAUGAAGCUCGGAAUAGAUGUGAACCGUCACAAGGAAAUCAUUGUCAAGGCCAUCUCUGCUCUGCUGCUGCUGCUCCUCAAGCACUUCAAGCUCAACCAUAUUUAUCAGUUCGAAAUAGUCUCCCAGCACCUGGUCUUUGCCAACUGUAUCCCACUCAUCCUCAAGUUCUUCAACCAGAACAUCAUGUCCUACAUCAGUGCCAAAAACAGCAUAUGCGUCCUGGACUUCCCGCACUGCGCCGUCCACGAGAUGCCCGAGCUCACAGCUGAGAGCCUGGAAGCGGGAGACAAUAACCAGUUUUGCUGGAGGAACCUGUUUUCCUGCAUCAACCUGCUGAGGAUCCUGAACAAGCUGACCAAGUGGAAGCACUCCCGGACCAUGAUGCUGGUGGUGUUCAAGUCGGCCCCUAUCCUGAAAAGGGCGCUGAAGGUCAAACAGGCCAUGAUGCAGCUCUAUGUGCUCAAGCUCCUUAAGAUACAGACCAAGUACCUCGGCCGCCAGUGGAGGAAGAGCAACAUGAAAACCAUGUCGGCCAUCUACCAAAAGGUCCGGCACAGGCUCAACGACGACUGGGCCUACGGAAACGAUAUCGACGCGCGGCCCUGGGACUUCCAGGCGGAGGAGUGCGCCCUCAGGGAGAGCAUCGAGAGGUUCAACAGCCGGCGCUACGACAAGAACCGGAACGGGGACUUCGCGCCCGUGGACAACUGCCUGCAGAGCGUGCUGGGCCAGCGGGUGGACCUGCCCGAGGACUUCCACUACAGCUACGAGAUGUGGCUGGAGAGAGAGGUGUUCUCCCAGCCCAUCCAGUGGGAGGGGCUGCUGCAGCAUCCGUGACGCCUGGAGAGGGCGUCCGGAGCCGCUGGAGGACCCGCGCAGGCCUCGAUGGGAGAGGGGCGGGGGAGAGCACAAGACCACAAGUCCAGCUUCCUGCUGUGAGCUCAGCACGAAUAGACAUGACACACUAGACUCUCAUGUGCCUCUGACUACUGUGACGUGAGGUAGCGCUGUAGCAGGAGGCCGGUCACACUGCCCCCAGCGUUACUCAGCAAAGAUGUCGCCCCUUUUACACGUUGGUGCUUUAUUUAUAUGUGGUGUGUGUCGAUUCACUAUAAAUCUUUUUUUUCAUGAAAUGAUCUCUGAUUAUUAUUUUUGGGGGAUGUUUGUUGUGAUGUGACCUGUUUUUUAAAGGCCUUUUGGAAACAAUCACAGGGUCAUUUUAAUUGUCCAAAAGUUAGAAUUGGACUAAUUUCCUCUCAUGGCACCAAAAAAAAACUAUACCAGCUCAAAGAUGAUGGUUUGUGAAAGUCACAAGUGUUUGUGUGUGCAGGAAAAAAUGUUUGUGUAAAUGUAUGAGGAGGAUUUUGCAGUAAAGUAUCGACCUUAUAACAGGAUCUCCUGUUCUCAGAGUUAUAAUCACUGACACUGUCAUCCAAGAUUGCAGUAUUCCUGUUGGGAUUCUUCUCAAUCUGUCCGACAGCAGCACAAAAUCACUGAGCCCCCUCACAAACGGUGCUGUUUUUUAAAAGGUCAACUGACUUCACUUUAAUCUAUCUGACAAAAGUACAAGAUUUCAAACUUCCUUUAACAGAUUUAAUCAAUUGCAUUUUGUAACGAUGAACAAAUCUAGAGUUUGACACACACACACACACACACACACACACACACACACACACACACAGUUAAGCAAUACUGUACCUGUAUGGAUGGUUCUGAGGGUGAACGGGUAGUGUCAUGCAUCCCGUGGGGUCCUUACAGAAUGUAUGGAGAGGAUGAAGGUACUCUCAGGGGAGCCGUCGAUGUAGAGAACGCUCUGAGCAGAAACACCGCCAGGUUCCCGGGUCUGCGCCCACGUGGAACGGACCAAAAGACAUGUUUUUAAUCAGAGGACUUUCUGCUUUAGUGCGACUUUUGUUUCAGUUUAGUGUCACUAUGUCACAAAGGCAAAUUAGGAUCCAUCAGAAAGCAGAAGCAGACUCUGUGCUUAUAGACCCUAAAUAUAUGAGCGCUGAAUACGUUUUAGAAAAGCUUUUCUGUGACCGGGGUUUGUACCUGUGUCGUUUGCGUACCUACAACUCGAGCACAGAGAACAGGAAGCAUGUGAUUUGUUAAUUUUCAAAAUCCCUGUGACUGGUUGGAGUCACCUUUGUUAUCUUUGUAUAUUUUUGACAGUCUUGUGCUUGUUGUGGAAAUGUGCAUGAGCGCUGCUACUGUAUGUUUCGAAUAUCUGGUCACACUUUAUUACGAUACUUGGAAUGGCUUUUCUUUCCAUCUAGCGAUGUUUCAAAGUGAACUCCACCCCCAACCCCACCCCCUGCGGUGUUUUCAUGUUCAGGAAAGCAAAGUCUUUAGAAAUGCUACUGUCAACAGGAUAUAGAUUCUCAGGUUUAUGCAGAGUAUGUAUCUCAAAUGUCAACAUAGAAGCUGUAGUGAAGAAUAAAUGUAUAAAACCACAGAGUAAUAUUGCAAGAACACAGCCAAAACACAAUAACUUGUGUCUUGAUCAGUUGCAUUUCAAGUACAGAUGUUCGUUUUGUGUGUUGUGCCAAAUUCCAGUGCCAUUUUGUAUUUUUAUUUAAAUGAUUAACGCCCUCCACAAUGUCUUUCAUUCAAAUCACCACUAAAGGUUUGCAAUACAAGAUGUUCUUUUCUACCUGGAUAUUGCACAAUGAGUGUUUAGCAUUGUAUGGAUGUUACCACUACUGUAUAUGUUUUGUUUUAUAUGUAUAUAUACAGCAUAUACUCUAUACUAUGUUCAGGGUUAUGUGCAAUUACAGAUCCAGAGAGGCAUUAUUAAAUAAAAGCUCAAAUUAC
This is a messenger RNA of Betta splendens (Siamese fighting fish), 4637 nucleotides long. RefSeq names its product striatin interacting protein 2 (gene strip2). Bases 141 to 2660 code for a protein of 839 amino acids. Gene Ontology annotation, biological process: cytoskeleton organization. The record is from RefSeq and is a predicted model, not a curated record. Lineage: Eukaryota; Metazoa; Chordata; Actinopteri; Anabantiformes; Osphronemidae. Gene Ontology annotation, cellular component: cytosol. The transcript is spliced from 22 exons.